Lithohypha guttulata is the source of this 1374-nucleotide messenger RNA. RefSeq lists its product as uncharacterized. Bases 1 to 1374 code for a protein of 457 amino acids. Gene Ontology annotation, biological process: transmembrane transport; monoatomic cation transport. Gene Ontology annotation, molecular function: monoatomic cation transmembrane transporter activity. NCBI's taxonomy places the organism in Eukaryota, Fungi, Ascomycota, Eurotiomycetes, Chaetothyriales, Trichomeriaceae. The transcript is spliced from 2 exons. The record is from RefSeq and is a predicted model, not a curated record. Gene Ontology annotation, cellular component: membrane.
AUGGUUGGCAGAAGAGCUUUUCCGAGAGGGCAACAAGACGAAGAUGAGCAGCAGGACAGCUUACGAAAAGACCUCGAGUCCAGUGCCAGCCCAAAGCUGAAACCGAGGCCAAGGUUUAAGGAUGCUGUGGAAGAUGCCAUGAGCCGGGAGACUACCCUGCAGCUGAAAAAGCAGUUGACCGAAGGCAUCGACACAAAGGAGUACAAAAAGUAUCGCAAGACCGAUGAUGAGAUCAAAAACAUCAAGAACAAAAAGGUCCGAGCAUAUUACUCAAGCAUCAACCAGCGACUUGACGACUGGCUCGAGGUCGACACCAUCGUCGGCGCCAUGGCAGACGACAUUAUGGACAGCAUGGAUCCUGACGCCGAUCACGAUGGUAUUAUGGAUCAUGCUGGAGGCUUACAGCAUGGUGGAGAGAACAUCGAAGGCAUGCUACCUCAGGACGUACAAGAAAAGAGAAGGAAAGACAAGAAGACCGCAAGAAGGGCAAUCAACGUCAACGUACUAGCAAACAUUAUCCUACUAAUUGCAAAGGGCUUUGCUGCUCUGUCCUCCAGUUCCUUGUCUUUGAUCGCCUCUCUACUCGACUCCGCCCUGGAUUUGUUGUGUACCGCUAUCGUGUGGACCACCAAUAGAUUGGUCUCUUGGAGACUGGAUAGUCUUAAGAAGACUUUCCCCGUGGGGCGCAGGCGACUCGAACCUGUUGGCAUCCUGGUCUUCUCUGUUAUCAUGAUUAUCUCCUUUGCACAAAUCCUCCAGGAGUCGGUCCAAAGACUCUUACCCAAAGGCGACCACUCAAUUGCCACAUUGCCUGCUGUCGCUAUCGCUGCAAUGGCGGGAACUGUUGGUCUAAAAGGAAUCAUCGGUCUUUUUUGCGUCAAAAUCAAAACAACUCAAGUUCAGGCUCUGGUCCAGGACUGUAAAACCGAUGUUUACUUCAACACUUUAUCUCUGCUCUUUCCACUUAUCGGCAAAGCUGCUGGAGUUUGGUGGCUCGACCCGGCAGGUGCUGCCAUCCUCUCCCUGUAUAUCAUCUAUGACUGGUCAGCCACUGCUAUGGAAAACGUCACAAAUCUUUGUGGCGCUCAGGCCGAGAUGGAGCUACUCAAGAAAUUGACCUACAUGGCUUUCAGAUUCUCACCUUUGGUAUCAGGCUUCAAGUCAAUCACUGCUUACCAUGCUGGAGAUGGCAUUUGGGUCGAAUACGACGUUCUCCUAGACGAAAAGACUCCGCUCCGAAGGGCUCACGAUAUUUCAGAAACAUUACAAUAUUGUGCCGAGGCCCUUCCCGAUGUCGAUCGCUGUUUCGUGACUUGCGACUACUCAUCGGCAAAUCCUUCAGGACACGGAGCUGAUUCGACGACCAACAGCUAG